AUGAGAUGCCCUGAUGCACUGAAGUUAGUCUACUCAGUGUAUAUGCUUGAAGGUGAAGCCGAAGAUUGGUGGACGAACACGGUGCAACCGAUGGAAGCUGAAGGCCAGGAAAUCACCUGGCGGUUGUUUGAGACUUUGUUCUUGGAUAACUACUUUCCUAGGGAGGCUAGGGAAAAGAUGCAAAAUAAGUAUAAUGACUUAAAGCAAGGAUCAAUGACAAUUGACCAAUAUUUUGCCAAGUUCAAUGAAUUGGUGAAGUAUGCUAAUUAUGAGAGAGCCUUACCCACUCCGGCCGAGAUGACCUCUAAGUUUCAAUGGGGUCUGAAUGAGAAGAUGUCUAAUUGCGAUAUCCGUGAGUUUAGCAAGUUUGUGAACCAAUGCCGGAAGGUGGAAGAAGUUUAUAGUAUGCCAAAAAGCAAGAAGUCUUCCGAGGCACAAGCAUCUGGUGCUAGUGGAGCAACUUGA
Molecule: messenger RNA, 465 nt
Organism: Gastrolobium bilobum
Lineage: Eukaryota; Viridiplantae; Streptophyta; Magnoliopsida; Fabales; Fabaceae
Exons: 1
Coding region: 1-465 (154 amino acids)
Source: RefSeq, a predicted model, not a curated record